Molecule: messenger RNA, 1317 nt
Organism: Laetiporus sulphureus 93-53
Lineage: Eukaryota; Fungi; Basidiomycota; Agaricomycetes; Polyporales; Laetiporaceae
Product: mitochondrial carrier
Exons: 7
Coding region: 77-976 (299 amino acids)
Cellular component (GO): mitochondrion
Molecular function (GO): guanine nucleotide transmembrane transporter activity
Source: RefSeq, a predicted model, not a curated record
CCGUCUACCCAGACAUCCUCAUCCCAGCCCACAUCGCAGACCUCCGUCGGUGACCUCGUGUAUCGUACAUCUUGAGAUGGCCCCGAUAAUCAACGUCAAGGGAAGCGACUCGGGGGCUGCGCGGAUUCUGGGCUCGGGUGCCUCAGGUGUGGCUGAGCUGCUGGUCUUCCAUCCGGUAGAUACCAUCUCGAAGCGGUUGAUGAGCAACAAGUCGAAGGUUUCCCUGUCCACUCUUUCUUCGAUCAUUUUCAGGGAGUAUGCGGCUGCGCCACUCGGAAAGAGGCUGCUAUCUCUAUUCCCUGGUCUUGGCUAUGCCGCAGGGUACAAGAUUACCCAGCGUAUCUACAAGUAUGGUGGGCAGCCGUGGUUCAGCGACAUCCUCUCGCGGAACUACAAGGCGAACUUCACGAAAACCUUUGGCGAGAGGAAGGGCAAGUUGAUGAUGCAGGCGACUGCUGGCAGUCUGACUGGUAUCGGUGAAGUCAUUUUGCUUCCACUCGAUGCUCUUAAGAUCAAGCGUCAGGUCAACCCCGAUGCCUUCCGAGGACGGGGUGUUAUUCGUAUCUUCCUCGAGGAAGGAACUACGCUUUACCGAGGCUGGGAAUGGACAAUGGCACGGAACGCACCCGGUAGCUUCGCUCUUUUCGGCGCAUCGGCGGUGGCGAAGGACUACCUGUUUGGCAUCGAGGACUAUUCCAAGGCUACGUGGGGCCAGAACUUCGUUGCAUCCGUAGCAGGUGCCGUGGCGUCUAUCAGCGUCGCCGCUCCACUCGAUACCAUCAAAACGCGGAUACAGAACGCGAACUUCGAGACGAAGGUCAGCGGAGUGACCGUGGUCAAGGAGUUGAUCAGGAACGAGGGCGUGACUGCGCUCUUCAAGGGCCUUACUCCGAAAAUCCUGGUAGUUGGUCCCAAGCUGGUCUUCAGCUACACUUUAGCACAGUCGCUCAUCCCUUGGUUCUCAAAAUAUGUAUGACCGUGCAUACGUUGUCUUGCUUGUUUCGUCGCUUCUGCGCGUCGUUUCUGCACGUCGCUUCUGCAGCGUUCACAUGCCUUCCUACGACAGCAUGAAUAAAAGUAUCCGUCACGCUCCGCACAUUCGCUAGAAAUCUACGCGCAUCUAAUGUAUUGGGAUUUGUAUUGUUGAGAUAGAUGGUUUCGGAGGCUCACCACUCAUAAAGUUACAUAUUCCUCUGGAGGCAUUGUAAUCGGUGCUCGCACAGAUAUUUGGUCGCGACCGUCCAACUUGCUCAUUCCCUUGUCUUCGUAUAACAGGACGCGUCGCGUCGCUGCAAUGAGCGCCUCACAACGUGCUUU